AUGAAUGUCACAGAAACGAGCAUAACAAAGGCCGACGAUUGGCCAUGGACAAAAAUCGUAUUGAUCGUGCUUUUCUGUUUACUUAUUGUAAUAACAAUCAUCGGUAACACUUUAGUGAUUCUUUCUGUCAUCACAACUCGUCGUCUACGUACCGUGACCAACCUUUUUGUCACGAGUUUAGCUGUGGCUGGCUCAUGGCAUUUAGGCUGGGUCCUAUGCGAGUUUUGGAUUUCAUUGGACGUAUUACUAUGUACAGCAAGUAUCCUUAGUCUUUGCGCUAUAAGCAUCGACAGAUACUUGGCAGUUACACAGCCUCUCAAUUAUUCAAAGAGACGUCGCUCAAAAAGGUUAGCGAUGGUGAUGAUUCUGAUUGUGUGGAUUCUUGCCCUUGCUAUCACAUGUCCACCAAUUUUAGGAUGGCACGAUGUUGAAAGAAGACGAGCUGAUAUCAAAGACUGUGAAUACAACAAGGACAAGGGCUAUGUCAUUUAUAGUGCCUCUGGUUCGUUUUUCAUUCCCAUGUCAAUUAUGUUGUACGUGUAUUCAAAGAUAUUCUGCGUUCUGUCAUCGCGACAGUCCCGGAUUUCAAGAACUGAGGCAUGUGAACGUUCUACCGACAUUGAAGCAGAAUUUGUGACGUCAGAAAUGGACUCGAGUUAUCCCCAAAGCUCUAAAGACGUGGUAAUCAACAACACACUUCGUGAGCCUCAACAAACAACACUUUAUGAGCUUUUGGAAUAUGCAAAAUCUCGAUCGAUUCUAAAAGGAAAUUCACAAAAUGCCACAAACAAUUCAAAUCAUGGAAGCUUUGUUAUCCGCUCGUUUAAUACGGUUCAGUUCAAUCAGCAUCACCAUUCAAUGAAUGAAAAUUCCUCGAUAAAAUCCAACAAGAAAAUGCCUAUAAGAAUUUCAUCUCUGAAACGAGAAACGAAAACUGCGCAGACAUUGAGCAUUGUCGUUAAGAAAUGUGUCUUUUAUUCUCUUCCGGAAAAUAGUUUCAUAGCGUGUUGGCUUCCAUUCUUUAUUCAUUACAUUUCAAAACCCUUUAUGGAGAAAGACAGCGUAUGGACAAACAAAGUGCUAGAAGACUGCUUGAUUUGGUUGGGUUGGAUUAAUAGCGCUAUAAAUCCAUUCAUAUAUGCUUUUUACAAUGGGGACUUUCGAAUUGCCUUUUAUCGUCUAACAUUCAGAGCCUGUUGCCGGAAUCAACAAAAUACCGUCUUCAAAUGA
Messenger RNA from Clunio marinus, 1230 nucleotides. The record is from the annotation of a GenBank genome assembly. Lineage: Eukaryota; Metazoa; Arthropoda; Insecta; Diptera; Chironomidae.